Molecule: messenger RNA, 1351 nt
Organism: Gloeophyllum trabeum ATCC 11539
Lineage: Eukaryota; Fungi; Basidiomycota; Agaricomycetes; Gloeophyllales; Gloeophyllaceae
Product: alpha/beta-hydrolase
Exons: 8
Coding region: 1-1224 (407 amino acids)
Biological process (GO): epoxide metabolic process
Molecular function (GO): epoxide hydrolase activity
Source: RefSeq, a predicted model, not a curated record
AUGCCCCCUAUCCAAAUCGCCGUCCCAGAUGCCGACCUGGAGCUGUUGCACAAGAAACUUGAGCUCGUACGCUUUCCCGACGAACUCGAGGGUGUUGGCUGGGAUUACGGUGUCCCCCUGGAAGACGUGGAGCGGCUCGUGGCGCGCUGGAGAGACGGCUAUGACUGGCGGAAGCACGAGGCCGAGCUGAACCAGCUGCCCCAGUUCACAAGGGAUAUCGAGGUCGACGGCUUCGGGACACUGAAUAUCCACUAUGUGCAUCAGAGGAGUACACAAGAGAACGCGAUCCCCUUGCUCUUCGUGCAUGGAUGGCCUGGAAGCUUCAUCGAGGCGCGAAAGAUAAUUCCUCUGCUGACCAGUGAAUCGAGCGAGCAUCCGAGUUUUCACGUGGUGGUGUACAGCUUGCCUGCCUUUGGGUUCUCCGAGGCACCUCGCAAGCCCGGCUUCGCUAUCAAACAGUACGCGGAAAUCGGUUUGAAGCUGAUGCAAGCAUUAGGGUACAACGAGUUCGUAACGCAAGGUGGGGACUGGGGUCAACGGGUCACUCGCAGAAUGGCUACUCUAUACGGCCCGAAGCACGUCAAAGCCUGGCACACGAACUUCACCCACACCGACACACCGAGCUUCACCCGCAGCCCCCUCGCAGCUCUACAGCACGCCAUCCACGAGUCCUCGAUAAUCCCCUUCAGCCCCUACACCGAGUUCGAGAAGAAGGGAUUUAAACGGAAUGAGUGGUUCGAGGCACACCAGGCAGGGUAUUAUACGGAGCAGAACACGCAGCCACAGACUCUCGGCUACGCCCUGGCGGACUCGCCGGUGGGCCUACUUGCUUGGAUAUACGAGAAGCUCGUGCUGUGGUCCGAUAAAUAUCAGUGGGACGACGACGAAGUUUUGACUUGGAUAUCGAUAUAUUGGUUCUCCCGCGCGGGCCCGGCAGCGUCCCUGCGCAUAUACUACGAAGCGCACCACGCCGGGGACAUCUUCGGCCAGCCCUACGUAUCCGCGGUGCCGAUGGGCGUGUCGUACUUCCCCGCGGAGCUCUUCCUCGCGCCCAUAUCAUGGAUGAAAGCGACCGGCCAGCUGGUGUUCACCGCGCACCACGAGUCGGGCGGACACUUUGCGGCACACGAGAAGCCGGAGGUGUUGGUUGACGAUUUGAGGAAGAUGUUUGGGAAGGGCGGGCCGGCGCAUGGUGUCGUCCCCGGAAAGACUGGGUAUGCUUAGGGCGCGAUGGAUUUGGAGGUAUAGUUCUGCUGUAUGUUUUUGGCGUCCUAAGAGGAUAGCGCUCUCGUGGGGUUGCAGACGAGUACUAGUGCCAUUAUAGGCGCGCUGGCUUGUCUUCUGUACAGCU